Molecule: messenger RNA, 1711 nt
Organism: Erigeron canadensis
Lineage: Eukaryota; Viridiplantae; Streptophyta; Magnoliopsida; Asterales; Asteraceae
Product: rhamnogalacturonate lyase-like
Exons: 12
Coding region: 33-1697 (554 amino acids)
Molecular function (GO): carbohydrate binding
Source: RefSeq, a predicted model, not a curated record
UCAGAAUAAACGGAACAAGCUGUAGAGUUAUAAUGAAAACAGAGGAUCAAGUUGAGGUUUCAUUCACAAGAACAUGGGAUCCGUCUCUUGAGAGAACGUACGCUCCAUUGAAGAUAGACAAAAGGUAUGUAUUGCUUCGUGGUUCUUCGGGAUUUUACUCGUAUGCAAUAUAUGAGCAUAUGGAUGGAUGGCCUGGUUUUAAUCUUGAUGAAACGAGGAUAGCAUUUAAGCUCAGGAAAGACAAGUUUCACUACAUGGCAAUGUCUAAUGAUAGAAAAAGGUAUAUGCCAUUGCCUGAUGACCGGUCGGCCAAUAGAAGUAAACCAUUGGCUUACCCCGAGGCAGUACUUCUGGUUAAUCCAGUGGAACCAGAGUUCAAAGGAGAGGUAGACGAUAAAUAUCAGUAUUCAUGUGAAAAUAAGGAUUUAAAGGUUCAUGGAUGGAUAUCUAUAGACCCGCCUAUCGGAUUUUGGCAAAUUACACCAAGUAAUGAGUUUCGAACCGGUGGACCAACAAAACAAGAACUUACCUCUCAUGUUGGCCCGGUUAAUUUAGCUAUGUUUAUUAGUGCUCACUAUGGUGGAAACGAUUUAGUUCUCAAGCUUAAAAAAGGCGAGCACUGGAAAAAAGUGUUUGGCCCAGUUUUUAUGUAUCUCAACUCAAAAACUACAAGAGAAGACCCUCUUACGCUUUGGGAUGAUGCCAAGAACCAGAUGCUGGAUGAAGUAGAAAAAUGGCCUUACACUUUUCCAGUUUCUAAGGACUUUCACCAAGCUCACGAACGCGGUUCUAUUAGUGGUAGAUUAUUUGUAUACGAUAGGUUCAUUAGCAAGAAUCACAAGCCCGCAAAUGGUGCUUUUGUUGGAUUAGCUCUACCAGGAGAUCCUGGAUCAUGGGAACGCGAAAACAAGGGUUAUCAAUUUUGGAAUAAAACGAACGUUGAUGGCCAUUUUUAUAUCAAAAACAUAUUGGCAGGCACGUAUAAUGUAUAUGCUUGGAUUUAUGGAUUUAUUGGCGACUACAAAAACUCAGCCACCAUCACCAUAACACAAGGUUGUAACAUUGAACUUGGCGAUCUUGUUUUCGAGCCCCCAAGAAAUGGUCCGACGUUAUGGGAGAUUGGCAUACCCGAUCGCUCUGCAUCAGAAUUCUAUAUUCCUGAUCCUAACCCACUGUAUACAAACAAAUUCCUUAAGGACGAUCUUAAUAGAUUUAGACAAUAUGGAUUAUGGGAAAGAUAUGCAACUCUAUACCCGAACAAUGAUUUAGUUUUCACAGUUGGCAAAAGUGAUUACAGAAAAGAUUGGUUCUAUGCACAAGUGACGAGGAAGAAAUAUGACAACAUAUACGAGAACACAACAUGGACAAUCAAGUUCAUGCUUAAUGACGUGAUUAGGAAUGCAACAUAUAAACUGAGACUGGCUCUAGCAUCCGCACAAGUGUCCGAUCUACAGGUUCGAGUCAAUGACCCCAACAAGUAUUUUCCAUUAUUUUCAACUGGAAUAAUUGGAGGAGACAAUGCAAUUGCAAGACAUGGAAUACACGGAUUGUAUUGGUUAUUCAGCAUUGACAUAUCAUAUUCAUAUUUGCUCUCUAAUAAGAUGAAUGCCAUUUAUUUGACUCAAGCGAUUGGAGGAACCCCAUUUCGAGGAGUAAUGUAUGACUAUAUUCGUUUAGAAGGACCAACUUCUAUGUAGUCCGUCAGUUAAUU